Xiphophorus maculatus (southern platyfish) is the source of this 2530-nucleotide messenger RNA. It is a transcript of the gene rab3b, whose product is annotated as ras-related protein Rab-3B-like. The transcript has 6 exons. NCBI's taxonomy places the organism in Eukaryota, Metazoa, Chordata, Actinopteri, Cyprinodontiformes, Poeciliidae. The record is from RefSeq and is a predicted model, not a curated record. Gene Ontology annotation, biological process: regulation of exocytosis; protein localization to plasma membrane; protein secretion. Gene Ontology annotation, molecular function: GTPase activity; GTP binding. Bases 16 to 1101 code for a protein of 361 amino acids. Gene Ontology annotation, cellular component: plasma membrane; synaptic vesicle; endosome.
GCUGAGCUUGUCUCCAUGGUGACGGUGCUCAGGGGGACCGAGCGUCCGGAACCUCCUGAGAGUCCUGCAUCAGAACCAGGUCAUGGUUCUGAUGGGAUGGAUCCAGCUGGUGUCCAUGACAACAAGGCACUGCUCAGUCGCAUGACCGGAGUUUCACCUAAAGAAUGCAUGAUGGCGGUACAGUUCUGGUCUGGGUCAAAACCUCCAGAACCAUCAGAACCUCUGGACUCCAUGACGGUUAGAAACCACCAGACAAAUGUUCAUCUGACGCUUCAGCAGGAACAUCUGCACAUCUCCUGCUGGUGUCCUGGUUGCCUGGUUGCCCAGUUGCCUGGUUGCCUGGUUGCAAGCAUACCGACCACUUCCUGUCCCGGCAUCAGAAUCAUCAGCAGUUCUAACCAGCUUUCCUUCAUUAAUCAGGGAAACAGGAAGUUCUUCUGCAGGCAGAUGGCGAAGGCAGACCAGCGCUACGGCCAACGGGACGGAUCCGACCAGAACUUUGACUACAUGUUCAAGCUGCUGAUCAUCGGGAACAGCAGCGUCGGGAAGACGUCGUUCCUGUUCCGCUACGCCGACGACUCCUUCAGCAACUCCUUCGUCAGCACCGUCGGCAUCGACUUCAAGGUCAAGACUGUUUACCGCAACGACAAAAGGAUCAAGCUGCAGAUCUGGGACACUGCGGGGCAGGAGCGCUAUCGCACCAUCACCACGGCUUACUACCGAGGAGCCAUGGGCUUCAUCCUCAUGUAUGACAUCACCAACGAGGAGUCGUUCAAUGCGGUCCAGGACUGGGCCACCCAGAUCAAGACGUACUCGUGGGACAACGCCCAGGUCAUCAUGGUGGGCAACAAGUGUGACAUGGAUGAGGAGAGAGUGGUACCACCUGAGAAAGGAAAACACCUGGCAGACCAGCUAGGGUUUGAGUACUAUGAGGCGAGUGCCAAGGAGAACAUCAAUGUGCGUCAGGUUUUUGAGCGCCUGGUAGACAUCAUCUGUGUAAAGAUGUCUGAACGCGUGGACGUGGAGGCACCAGUAGCUCCUGGAUCUAAGACCACCAGACUGACCGACAAGCCUGCCCAGCUACCUCAGAAAUGCUGCUGAUCAUCGGUCCACCUCCCCCAACCCUGAGCUGUAGGUGACAUAAAAAGAUCCGAUAUUCCGACUGUUGAGACAUUCCUCCACACCCGCUCUGCUUCAGUCCACGUUUGUGAGCCGUCAGUUAUCACUCCUGCUGACAUCCAGGAAACCGCUUCGUCCGUGUACCUGAGGCCGGCUGACCGCUGGAGGUCCCGUCCCGCCUUAACCUGUCCGGUCCAUUGGUUCUGCAUUCAAAUGACAGUAGCGAAUCAGUUUAGGACAGCCCACAAUGCCCCCUGCAGACCGUACAGAUGAGUAGCACUUAGUGGCUGCUGUCCUUUCUGUGUCCGCACCUCCAAGGUUUUUGUAUUUCCACUGAACCGCUGGAACGUCCUGAACCCCGAAGCGACCAGAACGUCCAGCUGCAGUUAAAGCCAUGAUGAGGCUGACAGCAGAAAACCUUCUAACACCUGAUGGGCCCAAUGAGCUCCACUCUGCUCAGGAAAACAACGAAGUAGGCCAAACACCGAGAGGUACAACUACAGGUCAAUAUGAGUCACCUGCAUACCUGUCAAGUCUCCUGUUCUGGCUAGCGUUUUUUUACCCACUUUUCCUGUGCCCCCACCCCCGCUCUGACCUCUGACCUCUGACAGUAGCACCGGACAGAGACAUUUCCCAUAUUCUCAACUUAUAAACUUGACAUUAAUGGUCACCAGCUGAACAUUGACUCAUCGUUCAACAAGUCACCUGCCAAGCCACGAAUCCUCGUUAACUCGAGUCGCCUGCUGAACAUUAAACUCAGCACUGAUUAGUCUCCAUCUGACCUCCAGCAUCCAGACUCGUCAUGUGAAGAGAUAUAAAAGUCGAUCCAGACCCGAGUCAGUCCACCGCAGUUUUGCCUGAAGUGGGUCAGAUCAUUCCAGACUGUUCAGCUCAGGAAAGAACAGUUCUGGCCAGUUCAUCCAGUUCGUGGUCCAUCCCGGUCCGGUCCGGUCCGGACGGUUCCUCUCAGCCUGCAGCCGAGCCUCAUGAUGGCGUCACUCUGAAGCUGUUUUUAGUCACUCAUUGGAGCGUGAGGAGGCUCCGCCCCUUUAGCAGGUGUUGUCUUGUAGCCGCCAUGUUUGCAGUGUGUUUCACAUGAUCAGGUGUGUGUGAGUGUUAAAUAUAAUUACCAUGAUAUUAAUAACCUGUCCAGCUGUAAGGGUUCCUCCAUCUCCCCCGUUGAGAAUAAACGAUAAUAUUGUAUUAUUUUAUUUUGAGGUGAAACUGUAAAUGAUAGAGUUAGCGCUAAAUAUACUGUUGUUGAGUAUGAACUUAUUUUUAUGACUUAUUCUGUGAACUUGUUGUCUUACGGUUUGCUCCGUCCGGAGAAGCACAAAGUGAUUGUACAAAAUAUUGUGAAUGUUUGUAUAUUGUAGAUGAUUCUUAGUAUAAUAAAAACCACAGUCUUUCA